Cavenderia fasciculata is the source of this 408-nucleotide messenger RNA. RefSeq lists its product as uncharacterized. Lineage: Eukaryota; Evosea; Eumycetozoa; Acytosteliales; Cavenderiaceae. The transcript is spliced from 2 exons. The record is from RefSeq and is a predicted model, not a curated record. The coding region runs from base 1 to 408 and encodes 135 amino acids.
AUGAAUGCAACCAUUUCUACUUCAUCAUCAAUAGUUCUCUUUAGAAGAGUAAUAAGAGAGGGACUGAGAUAUAGAGCAUUCAAACAAGAUAGUUGGUGGAGAAAUAAUGUUAAAGAGUUGUUUAGAGAGAAUAAAUCAGUUAGUGAUCCCAAAGAAAUAGAAUCACUUCAAUCACGUGUUAAAUCAUAUCGUUUCUAUUUAAAGGCAUCUAAAGAUAUACAAAACUUAUUAGAAGAGUAUAAUAUUGGUAUCCCUGUAAGAGAACGUUUAGAAAAGUCAUCAAACAGAGUUGGUUUGAAAUUACCAGAAUGGCCAGAGGUUAGAGAACAACAAAUUAGAGCAAGAGAACAACAAAAUAAUCGUAGUACUUUAGCAGACCAAAACAACACUGAUAAACCACAACAAUAA